This is a messenger RNA of Synchiropus splendidus (mandarinfish), 2014 nucleotides long. It is a transcript of the gene arhgef39, whose product is annotated as Rho guanine nucleotide exchange factor (GEF) 39. The transcript has 12 exons. Gene Ontology annotation, cellular component: plasma membrane. Gene Ontology annotation, molecular function: guanyl-nucleotide exchange factor activity. Lineage: Eukaryota; Metazoa; Chordata; Actinopteri; Syngnathiformes; Callionymidae. The coding region runs from base 358 to 1605 and encodes 415 amino acids. Gene Ontology annotation, biological process: positive regulation of cell migration. The record is from RefSeq and is a predicted model, not a curated record.
AGGGACGAAGAUAUCUGAGUGUGUUUUGUUAGACCACAGUUCUCCCUAAUAUCCAGUCACAGCUGUGCUUGUCUCCUGCAGGUAGCUGUGACCUGUGGUUGAUAUUGAUUAAGUCUUCUUGUUUACAGUGUCUGGACUCCUCCGGGACGAUAGAAGGGUUAAUUGCUGCUAAAGCUUCUGCACAGGGGCAAUGACACUAAUGAGGGACUGCAAGGAUGCGGGAUGGGCUUGGAAAUGAUAUAAAAAAAAGAUAUCAAGGAUGACACUGCUAAUAUAUCGCAUGUUUUCAAGUAUUUUUCCCCUUCGAUAGUAGUUUCUUUUGAUUGACUCUGCAAGUUGUCUUCCUCCAUCAUCAGCAUGAGUUUCUCACCUCAAUCUGAUCCUCUGCUGCGCAGUAGUAUCCACGAGCAGAGAGAUCGCUGGGAGAGGAAACGCAACAGAACAGCCAAAGAGUUGGUGCAGACAGAACAACGUUACUGUCAGCAGCUAGAGCUGGUUGUCACUUACUUUGUGGAGAUUUUGAAGGCGAAAGCAACCCUGAAGCAGAACAUUAGCGAAAGCAUCUUCAGCUCAAUUAAAGCCAUUCAUUCUGUAAACCAAUCUCUUCUGGUCCACUUGGAGAAUGGCUACUAUGGCCGAGGCUUUGAUAUAUUCUGUCCCCAGUUAAAAGUCUACAACACAUAUGCCGACAACUUCUACCAUGCCAGGAAAGUCCUUGCGCUCCAGUUAAAGAAAAACAAGGCAUUCAGACGUUUUAAGAAGUUGCAGGAAUCCAGACCAGAGUUCAACCACCACAAGUUGGAGGAGUUACUUGAUCUUCCCAUCAAGCGGAUUGACCAGUAUUUGCACUUCCUCCAGGAUUUAGCUGCAAACACGAACCCGGACAACCCAGAGUUUCAACAGCUUUCUAGAGCUGUAACCGCGGUGGACGAAGUGUUUCAACGUAUCCAGGACAACACCCGGCGUCACGAAAACCACCUGCAGCUCUGUCGGGUGCAGAAGCUGCUGAAGGGGCGAAAGACGAAGGUGUUGGCUCCAGGAAGGUGGUACAUCCGCGAAGGCUGGCUGAAAGUGGUUCCAGCGAAAGGUGCUGAAGUCAAGCCGAAGAUGUUCUUCCUGUUUUCGGAUGUGCUGCUGCAGGCCAAACGCUGCAGCGCCUUGCAUCCCACCAACGGGGACAAGUUCACUGGCCAGCAGGCUUACCCUCUGAAAGAGUGCACUCUGGAAAAAGUGUUUGGCCACACCAAGAGCAAAGGAGGACUUCUCAGUCUCACUUUCCCCAAAGCCAAACUUCUGUUGAUGUCCAACAACCUGGAAGAUCUAAAUGACUGGCACCAAAGUCUGAGCUCUGCCAUCAGGAAGUUGCAGUCCAAGCAGACGGUGAUCCACCAAAGAGAGGAGUUCAGCCCACGAAGCUUUGAGUCAGCUCCCCAAAACCUGGACACGCCAACCUGCAGCAACAAUCCAAGCAGAAAGAGGAACAUGGUGAGUGUUGAGGCCAGUGUUGCUCCCCAGAGUGAGAGCAGCGCCCCAAAGAGGAUGAAGCCUGACGCCUCAGAGCCCAGCAGUUCUGAGGCGUCCACUUCCAGCUGCGUUAUCCUCUGAAGGAUCCUAAGUCUGGAGGAGAAUUUAGUCUUUCUGAGAGUUUCACUUCAGACUGACUUUCUUUUGCCAAAUCUCUUGCUUGUUUUCUUUUGUUUUAGUCCAUCACCUCUUCUUCUUCCUGUGCAAUACGUAUAUUUUAUCUUGCUGCUGCUUCAAAGACCAAAAAUGGGAUUUCUUUUUUAAUGUGAAUUAUUCAUGACAGUUGCAGGUAGCAUCUGUUAACUAGGGAGUUUUAGUGCCAGUCAUUAGCCUCAUUUAUUUAUUUAGUUGCAAAAACAAUUAGCAAUUAGCUAUUAGGACUUUUAGACAGGAAUUGUAGUUUUGAUAUUAUAAUUUUGAUAUUUUUGGGCCUAAAAAAUAAAUUACAAAAUAUUUUAAUUAAAUUCGUAGCAUUCAGCGUGUGCCACAA